Chiloscyllium plagiosum (whitespotted bambooshark) is the source of this 6605-nucleotide messenger RNA. RefSeq lists its product as uncharacterized. The record is from RefSeq and is a predicted model, not a curated record. Lineage: Eukaryota; Metazoa; Chordata; Chondrichthyes; Orectolobiformes; Hemiscylliidae.
ACAUCAAUGCAACUGCUCCUGAAACCAUGACCACCCACACCAAUACAACUGCUCCUGAAACCAUGACCAUCCACACCAAUACAACUGCUCCUGAAACCAUGUCCACCCACACCAAUACAACUGCUCAUGAAACCAUGUCCACCCACAUCAAUGUAACUGCUCCUGAAACCAUGUCCAUCAACAGCAAUACAACUGUUCUUGAAACCAUGACCAUCCACACCAAUACAACUGCUCCUGAAACCAUGUUCAUCCACACCAAUACAACUGCUCCUGAAACCAUGUCUAUCCUCAGCAAUACAACUGCUCGUGAAACCAUGUCCACCCAGAACAAUACAACUGUUCCUGAAACCCUGUCCACCCACACCAAUACAACUGCUCCUCAGACCAUGUCCACCUACACCAAUAGAACUGCUCCUGAAACCAUAUUCACCGAGACCAAUACAACAGCUUCUGAAUUCAGGACCACAUACACCAAUCAAACUGCUCCUGAAACCAUGUUCAUGCAGAACAAUACAACUACUCCUGAAACGAUGUCCAACCAAAACAGUACAACUGUUCGUGAAACCAUGUCCACCCACAUAGAUUCAACAGCUCCUGAAAUCAGAUCCAUCCCCACCAAUACAAAUAUUCCCGAAACCAAGACCAUCCACACCAAUACAACUCCUGAAACCAUGUCCAUCCACACCAAUAGAACUGCUCCUGAGACCAUGUCCACCCAGGCCAACACAACAGGUCCUGAAACCAUGUCCACCCACACCAAUACAACUGCACCUGAAACGAUGUCCAUCCACACCAAUACAACUGCUCCUGAAACCAUGUCCAUCUACACCAAUACAACUGCACCUGAGACCAUGUCCACCCAGACCAAUACAUCUGCACCUGAAACCAUGUCCACCCACACCAAUACAACUGCACCUGAAACUAUGUCCAUCCACACCAAUACAACUGCUCCUGAAACCAUGUCCAUCUACACCAAUACAACUGCACCUGAGACCAUGUCCACCCAGACCAAUACAACUGCACCUGAAACGAUGUCCAUUCACACCAAUACAACUGUUCCUGAAACCAUGUCCAUCCACAUCAAUACAACUGCACCUGAAACGAUGUCCAUCCACGCCAAUACAACUGUUCCUGAAACCAUGACCAUCCACACCAAUACAACUUCUCCUGAAACCAUGGCCACCCACACCAAUACAACUGCUCCUCAGAUCAUGUCCUUCCACACCAAUAGAACUGCUCCUGAAACCAUAUUCACCCAGACCAAUACAACAGCUUCUGAAUUCAAGUCCACAUACACCAAUCCAACUGCUCCUGAAACUAUGUCCACCCAGAACAUUAUAACUGUAUCGACCCGCAUAGAUUCAACAGCUCCUGAAAUCAGAUCCAUCCCCACCAAUACAAUUAUUCCUGAACCUAUGACCACCCACACCAAUACAACUGUUCCUGAAACCAUGUCCAUCCACACCAAUGCAAUUGUUCCUGAAACCAUGUCCACCCACACCAAUACAAGUGCUCCUGAAACCAUGUCCAUCCACACCAACACAACUGUUCCUGAAUCCGUGUCCACCCACACCAAUACAACUGUUCCUGAGACCUUGUCCACCCAGACGAAUGCAACAGGUCCUGAAACCAUGUCCACCCACACCAAUACAACAGCCCCUGAAACAAUGUCCAUCCACACCAAUAUAACUGUUCCUGAAACCAUGUCCACCCACAUCAAUACAACGGCACCUGAAACGAUGUCCAUCCACACCAAUACAAUAGCACCCAAGACCAUAUCCAUCCACACCAAUACAAGUGCUCCUGAAACCAUGUCCAUCCACACCAAUACAACUGUUCCUGAAUCCAUGUCCACCCACACCAAUACAACUGUUCCUGAGACUAUGUCCACCUAUACCAAUACAACUGCUCCUGAGAACACAUCCACCCAGACCAACAAAACAGGUCCUGAAACUAUGUCCACACAAACCAAUCCAACUGUUCCUGAAUCCAUGACCAUCCACACCAAUACAACUGCCCCUGAAACCAUGUUAAUCCACAUCAAUACAACUGCUCCUGAAACCAUGUCCAUCCACACCAAUAGAAUUGCUCCUGAAACCGUGUCCAUACACACCAAUCUAACUGCUCCUGAAACCAUAUCCAUCCACACCAAUGCAAUUGCUCCUGAAACCGUGUCCAUACACACCAAUCUAACUGCUCCUGAAACCAUGUCCAUCCACACCAAUACAAUUGCUUCUGAAACCAUGUUCCCACAGACCAAUACAACUGCUCCUGAAACCAUGUCCACCCAGAACAAUAUAACUGUUCCUGAAAACAUGUCCAUCCACACCAAUACAACUGCUCCUCAGACCAUGUCCAUCCACACCAAAGCAACUGUUCCUGAAACCAUGCUUACCCAGACUAAUGCAACAGCUUUUGACGCCAUGUCUGCCAACACCAAUCCAACCGCUCCUGAAACCAUGUUCAUCCUGACUGGAACGACAGCUCCUGAAAGCAUGUCGGCCAACACUGAUAAAAUGGCUCCUGAAAUCAGGUCCACCCACAGCAAUACAACAGCUCCUGAAGCCAUGUCCACCCACACCAAUACAACUACUCCUGAAAAGAUGUCCACUAACACUGACGUAAUGACUCCUGAAACCAUGUCCACCCACACUAAUACAACUGCUCCUGAAACCAUGUCCACCCGCACUGAUAACACUGCUCCUGAAACCAUGUUCACUCAUACCAGUACAAGUGCUCAGAAAAGCAUGGCUUACGUCACCAAAACAAUUGCUCUUGAGACUUUAAGCACCCUUUCAAAAUCUGCACCCCAUGAAACUGUCAUCACCAACAUCAAUAGAACAGCUCCUGAAAUUAGGGGCACUUCCACCAAUUCAAAUAUUUCAGGUGUUAUUUCUGCCCACACAAAUAUAACAGUUCUUGAAACCAUCACUAAUUACUCAAACAUAACCAGUUCUCAAACUAUUAACAAGACAAAUGCAACCACUUCAGGAACUACAGUCAAUGAUUCUAUUCCUGACCCCCUUAAAAAUUACACUGGUGUACCUUUGGUUGAGACUAAUGAAAGCAGUACACAAACAAAGUCUGUAGGAACUAUUGUUAAUGAAUCCAAUAUGAGCUCUGAAGUGAUGAUGGUCAGUAACAACGAAUUAGUAAUCCUUGAAACAAAAGAGCCAAAUAUUAGUAUACCGAAGUCAGAAUAUACUGGAAAGACUGCAGAUAUAGCUGCUUCAGAAACAAUAUUCAACCUCAGCAAUACAACCACCUUUGGCCAUAUAGGAAGCAACAUCAGUGUGAGUAUUUCCAUAACCAUGAACGAUACUAUCUAUUCAAAUAUUCUUCAAACUAGAGGCACACAUUUCAACAUAUCCACUUCUGAAUUAAUGGUUAAUGUAUCAGCUUCAAACCUUUCUGGAACUAGAGGCAUAAACAAUUCUACAGCUGCUCCUGAACAUGUGAGCAUUUAUUCUAAUAUAGUUCCUACUGGAAUUAUGGACAAUGACACUAGCAAAAUGAUUCGUGGAAUUAGAAGCAUCAAGAAAAAUGCAACUACUGAGAUUACAGAUAACGACAGUGACUCAACCAUUCAUGAAACUAAAAUCAUUGAACCUGAUUCAGCAAUUCCAGAAACUCUAAACAUUGACUCUAAUAAGUCCACUCCUGAAACUAUGGGUGCCACAAUAAGUACAAGUGUUGUCAAGACUAUGCCUGCAAGGACCCAUGUAACCACAGAUGAGAUAAAGAGUAUUAUCACCAGUAGAUUCAAACCUGACACAAUGAUCAACCAAACAAAUACAGUCACUCUUCAGAAUUGGGUCACCGAGACCAGUAUAGCUGCUAUGGAAAUUAUCGACACCAAAAUCAAUAUUACCACAUUACCCACUCUAACUAAUGAAACCACUUAUGACAGUAUGAUACCACACAUCAAUUCAGCUGCCCCUGGAACUAUGGCUACUCAGGUCAAUAUAGCUGUUCCUGAAGAUAUGGUCAUCCACACUAAUGCAAUCACACCUGAGACUAUCAAAGCCCAUACCAGUGCAACCAUUCCUAAAGUUAUGGUUUUCCAUUCAAAUAUAACCACUUGGGCAACAAUAGUCAAUAACACCAAUACAAUCACUCAAAUAAUGGUCAACAACACAGAUGCAAGCAGUCUUGAAAUUAAAGAGACCAACACAAGUAUAACCACCCCUGAAAAUACUGACAAGGUGACCAAUAGCAACAUCAGUAUAGGUGCUCCUGAGACAAUGCCAUCCCACAUAAAUAGGAAUACCUCUGAAAUUAUGGCUACAUUCAUAAAUACAACUGCCAAUAAAAACAUGGGUGAUGACACAAAGGCUGUUGUUCCUGAUGUUGUAGAGAAUAAUGUCAAAGCAACUAUUAGUGAGGCUCUGGGCAAUGACACUACUUUAACACCUUCUGAGAACCAGAACAAUGAUACUCAUCUACCUGCUGCUGGAAAUGCAGGCAUUGACAUCAACAUAAUGGUUUGGAUUCCUGGGAACAACCACAGAGACAUCAACACAAGUACAACUAUCCUUGAAGCCAUCAGCAGUGAUAUCAAUACAACCAUUCUUGAGGACAACUGUACAAAUAGCAAUAAUUGCACUCUUGAACCUAGUGGCAUAGACUCCAAUACACUCACUCUUGAAACUGAGACAGACACUAAGUCAACCAUUUCCAAGACUGUGAGAAAUGAUACCAACCCAACCAACCCAAAAGACUGGAAAGCUGAGAACAAUACAACUGUUCAAAGCCAGGGGCGCAACACAAAUAUUACCAUGAUAAAAAUAAUGGAUAAUGACACCAAUCCAAUUCAAACUGAGCCUAGGAGCACCUACACCAAUGCAACUACUGCUGAUACUCAACUGACCAACAAGGACACAACUGCCCUUGAGGUAGUGGGCUCAACCAACAAUGCAACAACAGCUGAAACCUUGGGCACCAAGACCAGUGUUGGCAAUACAAUCAGUCUUGAGACAGUGGGGAAUGAUACCAGCAAAAUUGCAAAUAAAUUCAUGAACAAUAUCAACAAUAAGACUACAGCUAUAAUUACAGGCAAUGACAUUGACUCAGUCGCUCCAGAGAUUAUAGGUAAAAGUAGUAAUAUGAACAUUUCUUAUCCUGUGGUUAUCAAUACUAAUGUAACUGUUCCUGAAACUAAGAGUAAUGGCAAUGGUUUACUUGCCCUUGAGACCAUGGACAACUCUACCACUCUAGAAACUAUUGACAUGGAUUCAUCUGCUCAUCUAUCUGGAGUCACAAUGCUUGCUCCUGAAAGUGCAGUCACCAAUACAACUCCAAAAGAUGCCGGCAUUAAAUUAAUCACAAGUGAGCAUGCAAAUGCCAACACUUCUGUCAAUGAGACCCUUUCAAGUCCUGCAGUUCCUUCAAGCAAUUCAUCUAUUUCAAGAUUCUCUAUUUUGUUUAUAAGUGAAAGAAAACAAGGGGUUUCAAACAUGGGAAUAUCUUCUGAGGGUCCAAAUUCAUCCAAUGAAUUGACUGGAGAUCUUUCCUGUGAUAAAUCAAAAUGUCCCUUUCCCCUGAAAUGCAAUAAACCUGAAGUCCUCAUUCAUUUACCGAAUGUUGGUGAUCCCUGUUGCACUGUUACAACCUGUCGUAAACCCAAUGUACUGUUUGGAAGGAGUUUCCAGGAUGUUGACCAAUUGACAGUGAGACCACAUCAACGUGCUGGUCGGGUAUGUUCCUUCAAUAACACUUCCCUACGCCCAGGUGAAAAGGUUAAUCAGUUGCAAGGCAACAUCUGUAAGACGUAUACUUGCACCAGUAAGGGCAAGACACCACCGACAAUAACAACCUCCACAAAGACCUGUAAAACAACUUGCAGCAAGGGCUUUGAGUUGAGAGACUCUCGUGAUAAAAAUGAUUGUUGUCCAGAGUGUGUUCAAGUAAAAUGUAUUUACAAUACUCCAACUUCUCCUGAGCCCAUCCUGCUUGAGGUAAACGAGAUACGUAACAUUGAUGCGUGCAACCAAGUUUAUUGUAUUUCAAUUGAUGGGUAUGUCGCAAUGCAAGAGUCAGUAAUAUAUUGCGCUGGGGAUUUGCAGGCAUGCCUUGAGGCUGGAGGUAUGGUUUUGUCAUCUGAGGACGUUUGCUGUCGCCUGUGUGCAAUUUCCAACACAAUUAAAACGUGCAAUGCAGGUGUGAAAAAUGUCAAAUUGACUGAAGGUAGCUGCUCUGGACAGGUUAAUGUCACUGUGUGUGAAGACAGGUGUUCCCCAAUCACACAGAACAAUCCAGACAUGGACCGCAAGAUAGUUGAGUGUGGCUACUGUGUGCCGAAUAAUACCAAAUUUACCAAUGUCACCUUGAGCUGUGAUGAUGGCAGCACCACCAUCUACACAAUUAUUGAACCAGUUUCGUGUCAAUGCAAGCUGAGUGACUGCAGGGAAUCUGAACGAAUCAACUGAUUUACUUCUCAAAGUUCUGACCCAGUUACAAAAGACAUAAAAAUAAGUUUGAAAAGCUGGCCAUUGUGGAGAAGGUGUUCCUUUGAAAUGAUUACUAAGAUGUUUCUAGUUUGUCCAUAUUAUUUGCAUUUUACCAAAAUCAUUGAUUCUAAAUAAAUUUGUUUUUCAUUAUCUCUA